GGUGUCUGUAGCGGAGGACGGGUGUAGGUGCGCGCGGACGCACGCCGCGGCGGAGGAAGGAAAAACAUUGCACGCUGUCGAGUGGGGUCACGAACUAUGACCUUUAACAGAAGAAAAACAAAAGAAAUACUUUGUACUUCAAAAGUGGCAAGUCAUUCUGCAAACGUCAUUCAUCAUAGAUCUCACUAAUGACCUUCCAUAAUCAUGACGACCAACCUGAACCUGCUUGCUCAGCAGAAAGUUGUGUCCGAGCAGGCAGCUGAGGUUCUUUCCACUGAUCCUGCCUCAACACCUCCAAAAAUACAGAUUGUAACUGACCAGCAGACAGGUCAGAAGAUCCAGAUAGUGACAGCCAUGAACCCGUCCACUGCUCCCAAACCACAGUUUAUACUCACCACAGCCGACAGCUCCGGAGCAGGCAAGGUUAUCCUGGCCUCACCUGACACCCACAAUGCUAAACAACUAAUUUUCACUGCAGCAGACAGCCUGAUGCCGGGAAGAAUCCAGAUUGUGACAGAUCCUGUGUCAAUGGAGCGAUUGCUUGGCCAGUCUGCAGAUUUAAGCCGAGCUCAACCAGUGGAGUACUGUGUGGUGUGUGGAGACAAAGCAUCCGGGCGUCACUAUGGAGCAGUGAGCUGUGAGGGCUGUAAGGGCUUUUUCAAACGCAGUGUCAGAAAGAACUUGACCUAUAGCUGCCGCAGUAAACAGGACUGUGUCAUAAACAAGCACCAUCGCAACCGCUGUCAGUUCUGCAGGCUAAGAAAAUGCCUUAAGAUGGGGAUGAAGACAGAGUAUGUCCGUUACAAUCUUACAGCUGUGCAGAGUGAAAGGAAACCCAUUGAAAUCUUACCCAGAGAAAAACAUGGCAACUGUGCUGCUUCCACACACAAAAUCUACAUUCGAAAAGAUCUGAAUAGUCCGCUCAUUGCUACACCGACCUUUAUUUCUGACACAGAAACUGAUGGCUCCAGAUCCAGUCUAAUUGACCAGGGGAUGUUGGUGAACAUUCAGCAGCCAGUCAUUCAAGCUGAUGGCACACUACUACUCGCUACUGACCCCAAGUUAGAGUCUGGACAAGGUGACUUGGGGACAUUAGCCAAUGUGGUCACAUCAUUGGCAAAUCUUAGUGAUUCGCUGAGAGAAAACCUGAACAAUGGUGAUACCUCUGACAGCAUAAAUGAAGAGCAGUCUGCCAGUGAUAUUACACGUGCCUUUGAUACCUUGGCCAAAGUCUUACAUCCAGAUGAAGAAGAAAUGGGACCUACUGUGGAAGGAAAACUUACCAGUGGGACUAUACAACUGAUAGGACGGGACCAAGAGACUCCCAUCAUUGAAGUAGAGGGACCGCUGCUCACAGACAACCAUGUUGGUUUUAAGCUGACCAUGCCCAGUCCCAUGCCUGAUUAUCUGAAUGUACAUUACAUCUGUGAGUCUGCAUCAAGGCUGCUCUUCCUCUCAAUGCACUGGGCUCGAUCAAUCCCUGCCUUCUCAGCUCUGGGUCAUGAGGCCAACACCAGUCUGGUCAGGGCGUGCUGGAAUGAGCUGUUCACCCUGGGUCUGGCUCAGUGUGCCCACAUUAUGAACUUGUCCACGAUCCUCUCAGCAAUCAUCAACCACCUCCAGGAUGAUAAGCUCUCUGGGGAGAGAGUGAAGCAGGUGAUGGAGCACAUCUGGAAGUUUCAGGAGUUCUGUAACAGCAUGACAAGACUGGACACCGACAGUUAUGAAUAUGCUUAUUUAAAGGCCAUAGUGCUCUUUAGCCCUGAUCAUCCAGGUGUGGACAGUGGUGGACAGAUUGAAAAGUACCAGGAAAAGGCUUUGAUGGAGCUGCAGGACUAUGUGCAGAAGACAUAUCCAGAUGAUACAUAUCGGUUAACCCGUAUCCUCACACGCCUCCCAGCACUGCGUCUCAUGAAUCCAAGCAUCACCGAGGAGCUGUUCUUUACAGGAUUAAUUGGCAACGUUUCCAUAGACAGCAUCAUUCCCUACAUUCUGAAGAUGGAAACUGCAGAGUACAACAGCCAAGACUCUGAUCCAACAGACUAAGCAAAGCACUUAAUUUCAGGUAUUUCUAAAUUGGAACACAGUUAAUUGUAGAAUUCAUAACAGUAACAUAACAGUAUCCCAGUGCUCUUCAAGCUGUGCAAAAAAAAUCUAAUGAAAAUCUGGAUUUAUUAUUGUAGACGACUCCUUGAAUGUUUCUAGUGGUAUACUUAGCUCUGAUGCACUGUAAAUUUUGACUACAGUGGCUCUUACAAAAAUAUAAAUACUAAAAAACAAGUUACUUUUAAUUUAAUGUGUCUUUAAUGUGUGCACCCCUAAGUAUCACUCAGCAGUAGAACUCCAGUAGUAAUCCGGAAAAGAUACUUCAACACUUCUUUUGAAAUGGUUCAUUCCACUAGAUAAAAAAAGUCAAAAAACAAAUGUGAAUUGACCAAGCUUUGUCCAUUUAUUGUCAAAAAGGAUUGAAAAAUGCAGGCUCUAUCAUGAAACCCAACUGCCUUAUACUUUAGAUUUAAUAUGACUGACCUCACUGAUGAGAUUUCUUUCCCAUUUAGCUAAAAUCAUUUUGGCUGGCUUUCAGGUUAUUUAUAAGUUUUAAAAAGUGUCCAUAUUUAUCUUAUGACGUGCAAUCACUUGAUCACUUUUCCCCAAAGACAAUCGCCUGUUUUCUUUUGUUGCAUCUUUAAUGCAUUUUUGUCAAUUUGUAUUUUUUGUACUAAAUGUAAUUAUUGUAUAACAAUGUUUUGUUGGUAUGAUUUUUCAGAAUCUUAAAGAUUUGGAUACGGUACACGUAGCAAGGCUACUGUUUUGUACAAUGCUUUUUGUAUCUGCUCAAGUGCACAUUAAUCAGCUAUAAUGGCGUUGCUGACUAAAUUUAUGUUUUAUUAAGGACUUUAUUUGUUGAAAACAAAUGCUCAUUUCAUACAAAGUGUUCUUAUAUAAAAAUAUGUUUUGAGGGUAGCCUUUUGACUGUAUUUAUGUCUAGACCAUCAUGGAGAACGAACAGGAAGAACAUCCACAUCAGAGUUUAACUGAGGAUGUGAAAAGUGACGUUUGUGAAAAUAAUGUCGAGAAUAGGUUUUAAGUUUUUCAACUUAACAAAUGGGUUGAAAAGACAUUUAAGGCACUUAAGACCUACAUGUAUUUCAUCUAAUGAGUGCAUGUUUUAAUGGUGGAUAUUGUUUAUCCAAAUGGAGACAUGGUUAUUAUUUUAUAUUGCAUUGCUGUGCAUGACCUUUAUGCUUAUGUGCAUUUUCAUUAAAUGCUGUAUACAUUGUU
Periophthalmus magnuspinnatus is the source of this 3282-nucleotide messenger RNA. RefSeq names its product nuclear receptor subfamily 2, group C, member 2 (gene nr2c2). Gene Ontology annotation, molecular function: zinc ion binding; RNA polymerase II cis-regulatory region sequence-specific DNA binding; nuclear receptor activity. The transcript is spliced from 15 exons. The coding region runs from base 205 to 2046 and encodes 613 amino acids. The record is from RefSeq and is a predicted model, not a curated record. Lineage: Eukaryota; Metazoa; Chordata; Actinopteri; Gobiiformes; Gobiidae. Gene Ontology annotation, biological process: cell differentiation; positive regulation of transcription by RNA polymerase II; positive regulation of embryonic development.